This is a messenger RNA of Mangifera indica (mango), 2077 nucleotides long. RefSeq names its product L-type lectin-domain containing receptor kinase IX.1-like. NCBI's taxonomy places the organism in Eukaryota, Viridiplantae, Streptophyta, Magnoliopsida, Sapindales, Anacardiaceae. The record is from RefSeq and is a predicted model, not a curated record. The coding region runs from base 1 to 2034 and encodes 677 amino acids. Gene Ontology annotation, biological process: protein phosphorylation. The transcript has a single exon. Gene Ontology annotation, cellular component: plasma membrane. Gene Ontology annotation, molecular function: ATP binding; protein kinase activity; carbohydrate binding.
AUGGCUUUCUGCUUUCAACUUCAGUCUAAUCGUUCUCCCAUUUUUUCGAAUUUCAUCAUUUUCUUAAUCCUGUUGGUGCUACCAUUUGCAAGUUCAGUUUUUUUCAAUUACAAGAAUUUCCCAACAAACACUCCCCGUAUAAUAUUUGAAGGAGAUGCGUUUCCAUCUAACGAUGUUCUUCAACUGACCAAGAAUCAAGCUGAUGCCAAUCUCACAAGAAGUGCUGGCCGUGCCACUUAUAGCCAACCUGUGAUUAUUUGGGAUGCCAAGACUCGGAGGCUUACAGAUUUCACAACCCACUUCUCAUUUAUUAUUAGGGCGCUUGAUCCUUCUAAUUAUGGCGACGGUAUAACUUUUUUCUUUGCUCCGUUUGACUCAAUAAUUCCUGACAACUCAACUGGUGGAUAUCUGGCUUUGUUAAGUCCCGAAACUGCGAGACUUAACAGUUCCAAGCAAAUUGUUGCGGUCGAGUUUGACACGUUUCAAAAUUCAUGGGAUCCGAGCUCUGAUCAUGUUGGAAUCAAUAUUAAUUCCAUUGUCUCAGUAGCGACUGUCAACUGGAACAUCACGAUGAAGAAUGGAUCAAGGGCUAAUGCUUGGGUAAGUUACGACUCCAGUACACAAAAUUUAAGUGUAUUUCUAACUUAUGCAGAUAAACCUGUUUUCAUGGGGAAUUCUAGUCUUUGGUAUAUUGUUGAUUUGAGGAAAGUUCUCCCAGAACGAGUUAAGGUAGGCUUCUCUGCAUCUACAAGUGAGGUUGUUGAAAUACAUAAUAUAAUUUCUUGGACUUUUAGUUCAAACUUGGAUGAGAAUAAAGGAACCAAUGUUGGAUUGAUUGUUGGUUCAACUGUUGGCAUUGUCGCUUUAAUAUGUGGAUUGGGUACGAUUUUGUUCCUGUGCUGGAGAAAGAGGGCAGCUGUGAAUAAGGAAGAUGAGACCAUUGAUGAAGCUAUAGAAGACGAAUUCGGAAAGGGGACUGGACCUAAAAGGUUCACUUAUCGUGAACUAAGCCGAGCAACAAACAACUUUGCAGAGGGAGGCAAGUUAGGGGAGGGAGGAUUUGGAGGUGUUUAUAAAGGUUUAUUGAGCCAUCAGAACACAGAAGUGGCUGUUAAGAGGGUCUCAAGAGGAUCAAAACAAGGGAAAAAGGAAUACAUUUCAGAAGUGAGGAUCAUUAGUCGUUUGAGACAUAGAAAUUUGGUUCAACUGUUUGGUUGGUGUCACCAACAAGGAGAAUUCCUUCUUGUCUAUGAAUUUAUGCCAAACGGAAGCCUUGAUGCCCACCUCUUCGGACCAAAGGCCAGGCUUUCUUGGGCUGUACGUUACAAAAUAGCCCUUGGUUUGGCUUCUGCUUUGCUAUAUCUUCACGAAGAGUGGGAACAAUGUGUUGUGCACAGAGAUAUCAAGUCUAGCAAUGUCAUGUUGGAUUCCAAUUUCAACGCCAAAUUAGGCGAUUUCGGUCUCGCAAGACUUGUAGAUCAUGAUUUGGGCUCGCAGACAACAGUUUUGGCCGGCACCAUGGGCUAUCUCGCACCGGAAUGUGUCACAACCGGCAAGGCUAGUAAAGAGUCGGACGUUUAUAGUUUUGGCGUUGUCGCCCUUGAAAUCACAUGUGGAAGAAGGCCAGUUGAAACAAGGGAAGAGCCGAGUAAAGUAAGGCUGGUGGAGUGGGUCUGGGACCUCUACGGCAAAAGCCAACUUCUUGAUGCUGCGGACAAGAGAUUAAUGAAAGAUUUCCAUGAGAGGCAAAUGGAGUAUUUGAUGAUAAUUGGGCUAUGGUGUUGCCAUCCUGACUACACUCUUCGUCCAUCCAUAAGACAAGUCAUAAAUGUGCUUAACUUUGAGGCUCCAUUGCCAAACCUUCCUUCAAAGUUGCCCGUGCCAAUGUAUUAUGCACCGCCCAUGGAUAUGUGUAAGUUCUCCUACACUUCUUCCGGCAUCACACAAUCUUCAGCUAACAGUUACUCUACAAAUUCAUCAACAUCAGCUUGCUCAACAACCGCCCUUCUGAAAUCUAGAAACGCCGAUACUUGAUUCCGGCAUAUAACAUCGGCCUUUCUUUCAUGUAUUAUACUAA